Molecule: messenger RNA, 5273 nt
Organism: Paramormyrops kingsleyae
Lineage: Eukaryota; Metazoa; Chordata; Actinopteri; Osteoglossiformes; Mormyridae
Product: potassium/sodium hyperpolarization-activated cyclic nucleotide-gated channel 1
Biological process (GO): regulation of membrane depolarization; sodium ion transmembrane transport; potassium ion transmembrane transport
Cellular component (GO): dendrite; HCN channel complex; membrane
Molecular function (GO): voltage-gated potassium channel activity
Source: RefSeq, a predicted model, not a curated record
UAGCGCGGGAGGCAGCGAAGCUGAGCAAUAAGAGGGACCUCAAAUGAAAGAGGAGCGCACCUCGGACCGGCUCCUCUCCAGUUUUGCGCCGAGUCUGUCCGCCGAUCUACCGGACGGUGCGAUCCGAAGCCAUGGAAGAAAAGUCCAAUUCGUUCGCCGGCAGCAAGGACGAAAAAGCGGAUGGGAAUAAUGCGUUCCAGAGGCAGGACUCGAUGCAGAAGAAUAACAUGGGGAGCCAGAACAUGAAAGAUCACGCCAACUCCGUGGGUUUUAAGAUGGAUAGGGACGAAGCCAUGGUCGGUCUCGAUGAUAUGGAUGGGGGGUCCAGGCAGUACGGCUUCAUACAGCGGCAGUUCGGGGCGAUGAUGCAGCCGGGGGUCAAUAAGUUCUCCUUACGAAUGUUCGGCAGCCAGAAAGCUGUGGAAAAGGAGCAAGAGAGAGUGCAAUCGGCCGGAUACUGGAUCAUCCACCCAUACAGCGAUUUUAGGUUUUACUGGGACUUGAUCAUGCUUAUUAUGAUGAUGGGAAACCUAAUAAUUAUUCCUGUGGGAAUAACCUUCUUCACGGAGCAAACCUCCACGACCUGGAUGAUAUUCAACGUGGCCUCAGACACCAUCUUUUUGGUGGACCUAGUCAUGAACUUCAGAACGGGGAUCGUCAUCGAGGAGAGCUCAGAGAUCAUCCUCGACCCCAAGGUCAUCAAGAGGAACUACCUGAAAAGCUGGUUUGUGGUGGACUUCCUGUCCUCCAUACCCGUGGAUUACAUCUUCCUGAUUGUAGAGAAGGGCUUCGACUCGGAGGUCUACAAGACGGCACGUGCCCUGCGUAUUGUCCGGUUCACAAAGAUCCUCAGUCUGCUCCGGCUGCUUCGGCUCUCCCGCCUCAUCAGGUACAUCCACCAAUGGGAGGAGAUCUUCCACAUGACCUAUGACCUGGCCAGCGCAGUGGUAAGAAUCUUUAAUCUGAUUGGUAUGAUGCUGCUGCUGUGCCACUGGGACGGCUGUCUGCAGUUCCUGGUGCCCCUCCUCCAGGACUUCCCGCCAGACUGCUGGGUGUCCCUAAAUGGUAUGGUUAACGACUCCUGGGGUAAGCAGUACUCCUACGCUCUCUUCAAAGCCAUGAGCCACAUGCUGUGCAUCGGCUACGGCGCCCGCUCGCCUGUCAGCAUGUCGGACGUCUGGGUCACCAUGCUCAGCAUGAUCGUGGGGGCCACCUGCUACGCCAUGUUUGUGGGCCACGCCACCGCGCUCAUCCAGUCGCUGGACUCCUCCCGCCGGCAGUACCAAGAGAAGUAUAAGCAAGUGGAGCAGUACAUGUCCUUCCACAAACUGCCCGCCGACAUGCGGCAGAAGAUCCACGACUACUACGAGCACCGUUACCAGGGCAAGAUCUUCGAUGAGGACAGCAUCUUAAAUGAGCUGAACGACCCCCUGAAAGAGGAGAUUGUGAACUUUAACUGCCGCAAGCUGGUGGCCACCAUGCCCCUGUUCGCAAACGCCGACCCCAACUUUGUGACGGGAAUGCUGAGCAAGCUGAAGUUCGAGGUCUUCCAGCCUAACGACUACAUCAUCCGUGAGGGAACCGUGGGAAAGAAGAUGUACUUCAUCCAGCACGGUGUGGCCAGCGUCAUCACCAAGUUGAACAAGGAGAUGAAACUCACCGAUGGCUCCUAUUUCGGAGAGAUCUGCCUGCUGACCAAGGGCAGGCGCACGGCCAGCGUCCGCGCCGACACCUACUGCCGCCUGUACUCGCUGUCCGUGGACCACUUCAACGAGGUGCUGGAGGAGUACCCCAUGAUGAGGCGAGCCUUCGAGACCGUGGCCAUCGACCGGCUCGAUCGCAUCGGUAAAAAGAACUCCUUACUGCUGCAGAAGUUCCAAAAGGACCUGAAUGCAGGAGUGUUCAACACGCAGGAGAAUGAGAUCCUGAAGCAGAUAAUCCGGCAGGACCGGGAGAUGGUGAUGAUGGUGGACCGCAAGUACUCGGCCACCGGCGCCGCCUCCUCGCCCCUUUCGGGCACCUCCGUGGCGCACUCUCCGGCGCAGGCCCCGCUCUCCGUCGUGUUGGCCGGGGCUCAGCUGCAGCAGUGUGCACCUUCCCGGCUCUCGUCCUCCGCCCAGACCGGCUCAGCCUGCCCCUCGCCGGCACUGCAGACGCCCCUCCCGCAGGGAGCAGCCGCGUCCCCGUGUGCCUUCAUGCCGGGGAUGGGGGGCAGCCCGUCCGUGCCGAGCCCCUUGGCUGGCCGGACGUUCCAAUACGGCUCGCCCACAGCCUCCCAGCUCUCCCUGCUCCAGCUGCAGCAGCCUGGGCUGCCCAGCGGGGUCUCUCCUCACAGAAGUGUGCAGGCGCUGCCUCUGGCAUCCCUUGGAGCAGACGCCCGCCUGCUGUCCGCCUCACAGCCCGCACUGCCCCACGAGGUCCUCACGGCCGGGAUCAGGCUGCCCAUCACCCCGGGGGAGCCUAUGGGGGGGGUCCGCGCGGCCGUUCCCCAGCGGGUCAUGCGGCAGAUGUCAUCUGGAGCCCUGCCGCCCGUCCACGUGCCCCCCGUGACCCCCACCCCCCUGCACAGGAGGGAGUCCACAGGCCCGGGUGGCAUGGAGACCGAUCAAGACAAGCUGCACUUCGCCUCCAACUUAUGAUGUGGCUAACCGCCCCCCCCCCCCAGUGUUCCCGCCCCCCCUGCAUGAGACGCGGCAAAUCAGCGAGCUCGAGGCAGAGCAGCAACUUUUUACAUUCACAGCUACCAAGGACUUCCGUUGUGAACUGUUUUUCGCUCUCCCGUUUUGUUUUUCCUCCAGUCCCUUUUUGGAAGAAAGACUUGGUAGAUAUUCUGUACAGGCCUCUUCACUGUACCUUAAAGAGCGCCCCCUACCUGUAAGAAUGUAUGUCACACAGUGCAGAUUCACGGGCAAAUCCAUAGUAGAAUAUCGGGAACUGACUCUUUAAAACCAAGUCUUCCUCUGAGGUGUUUUUCAAAAAAAAAGAUAUAUAUUUUUAGUUUUACUGCCUUCUGUUUUGUAGUUUUUUUUUUUUUUUGGAAACAUACCUUUCCCUAGACUUUGCAGAUUUUUGUUUUUUUUUUUUUCCUUCCCCAAGCGAAUCAGAGUGAAGAACAUUUGGAGACCCACACUCAUCCAAAGGCACCAGACGGGAGGCAAAAAAGAAGAGCUCAUUCCGAGAAUCCCUAACUGCCGAAAUAGGUAACCCUCUACUGUUUAUAAUACUGGUGUAGAAAGGCUGUUCCAUGACUUGUGCAAUACUUCCAAGGAAGUUACACUUACUAUUGGCUCAUUAAGGCAAGAGACAGUGUUAUGGAUCAAACAGCUGUAAAGGUGUAAAUGUACUGCUUCUUAAAAGAAAAGGACAGCGCUGGUAUGAAGUCGGAUUUUCUAUUCCUGUAGAAAUGGACAUUCGCUAGUAUUGCUUAUUUAAUCUGUACAUUUAUAUUUUUAAAUGAUAAAUAUCACCAUUAUGCAAUAGACUGUGAUAUGAAAUGAGCUAUACAUGUCUUGUAAAUAGUUUUAUAGAAGUAGUCUAUAGAGACCCAGUGUGAUGCAUUCUCAGUCAUGAGCGUCUGAUUUUAAUAAGGAAUAUUGUAUCAUGCGAAUGCCCGGGCAAGCUCUCAGUCAACACCACAUCCCCAAAAAGGGUGUGUAACAUGUAAAAAUAUGGAAGAAUUGUACAGAACAGAAUAGUAAACUUUCAUGCAAUUCUUAGCAUUUUUUCAUGAAAUCAAUUCAGCUACAUUUUUUUGUGUACACAUGGGAAUUGAAUCUGGCCAGAUAAAUAUGGAAUCAUGUCUAAAAGUCUAAUAGAAUUUGCAAAUCCUUCUGUGACUUUGGGUCAAGGAAAUACAAUGCUUAACAAGAAGCUUCCCCAUAGCUUUCACAGAAAGUGUAUAUUAAAAUGGUAUGGUCCAGAGAGGACUGUUCCAUUCUUGGAAGGCGAGAGGGUGUCGUUGUUUUCAUUCCAGCUCAAUUCCUAAUGAUGUAUUAAUGAACAAAUGUGGAGCUAGGAAAUCAUCUCACCUGGUACGCCAGGUGUCAAUGAGCCACUAAUUCUCAAGUAAACCUGUCUGACCGCAGUCACCCAGGGCUGAAAUGGCCCAUCAGAGAAUUUGAUAAGGUGAGGAAUGUGUAUAGGCACGCGAGCAUUGUCAAACUGAGAGAUGGUUCAGGCAAACCACACAUGUUUAUGUGUUGGAAAACCAAAACAAUCAACACGACAUCACAAAUUGUGGGAUUUUCCUUUAUUUCCUAAAUGUUGCCUUUCUUGUUAUGCAACUCCUGCUUUGGAGAGCUACAUCCAUGCUGCUGGACGUCUUAAAGGUUGGGAGGAUUUGAAUUAUUUUGUUUCAAUGACAACAGGAAGUUGAAUAAGUCACUUUGACCUCAAGGAUAUGUUGUAUCACCUGCAUCUUAGUGGCAACUCAGCACAAUCCUCUAGAUCUCUCUCUCUCUCUCUUUAUUGUGCAUUUCCUUUCACCUGUGAUUUUACCUCGGAUCAGUAUUGCCUCUGAGAAGCAUUCGAUGGAAAGUGCAGCACCUAGGAUUCUGAAUGACGGCUUUAUGUGAAUUAGAGUUACCUAGAGUUGUAAUGCAUGUGUCCCGGGGGGAAAAUGAAGUCUCACUGUGUGCUCUGUAUAUUGUCUUUCAGUUCCCUGGCAAUUAUUAAAAUGGGCCUUUUAAACUUUUUAUUUCAAAAAGUGUAACUGUCAUUCAAAAAUGCACAAAACACAGUGUAUUCUUAAUUCACAGUAGAAUUUAGUCUGGAUUUUUAUAUGAAAUAUUCAUAUCUGUAUUGUGAACAAUUUCUUGUUAUUCCCAUUUUGACAGUGAAAUAUAGACAUGAGGAAACUUUAAAAAGGGAAAACUAUGGAUAAAAUAGCAGACGUUUUUAAAGAAAAAAGCAGACGUUUUUAAAGAAAUUGGAGGAACAUAUACCCUUGUUUUCUUGUUAUUUGUGACUAUUGGUAAAACAUGAAAACGUGAUUUAUGACACCCCAUCAUGUACUUUCAAAGGUAUCACAAAGAACAAAAGCACCUUCUUCCAAGAAGACCAGAUUUGCACGUGUAAACUGCAUGUAUCUGAACCCGGCAUGUGACUGUGCUCAUUCCGUCCAUCAAAACUCAAAGCAAUUCCAUUCAAGUCAUCUCAGGAACAAAAAUAGAAUUAUUUACAUUUAUUUCCCCUUUAGUCUGUAUGUAUCUAUCAUAUUUGAAACAUGGUGUUAAAUAGGCCCAUAUCUUCAAAAACACCGUUAUCUGUGUAUU